AUGUCCACACCCAUCUCCCCUGCAGCAGCUACUGCUGUAGCAAUGCCAGCAGCCUGCAAGCACAGAUGUGCAGCCAGCAACAUCAUGGGUGCAGCUGCACUGCCCAUCAACAUGGCAGCAACACGCAACAGCAAGCAACGCAAGUGUAAGGGGACAAAGACGGCAGAGCGACUGGCAGAAAACACACUGCCAGCCACAGCUCUGUCCUCUGCUCCACCCAACAUUUCAGCUUCAGCUACCAGUGCCCAAGACUCCAACAUCCAUAACAGUGCUACUCCAGCCCGCCGUGAGUUGCCAGACCACAAACAGCAAGAGCACCCAGGCAAGCCGGAUCUCCCACAUCACAAACAAAUCUCUGUGGAGGUCAAAGUGCAGUAUGAGGAGCAGCUGUGGCAGGAGCAGCGUAUUUGGGAGCUUGCAUCCUUGCAUAUGAAAGAGGUUGAGGAGAACGAGCAGCUAGAUGGGAUUAGAGAGCACAACAAGAGGACAUUGGUAGUACUUACAUUAGAGGAUGCGCUUAAUCCCCCUCCCGACUCAGAUGACCUGGACCCAGACUUGCCAGACAAGAUUUUCCAGAUUAUGAUCAGAGUGAACAACAAAGCUACUCUUGCCAAGGUAGCCAAGGCAGAUGUGGGAGUGGAGGUGGAUGCAGGAACCAACAAAGACAAGGGAAAGGCAAGUAGCAACAAGGGAAAGAAGAAGAAUGCAAAGAGUGCCAGCAGCAAAGCUGCGAAGGCAACAAUGCUGAAGCGUGGUCAAUGCAAUGAUAUUAUUACCAUUGACUCUGACACCACUGUUUUUUCCACCACCAUCAAGAAGGCCCCUAGGCCAACCACCGCUGCCACCGCUGCCACCGCCGUUAAAGCAAAGAAGGCUCUGAAGACCACGAAGGCACCCAUCCACACCCCUCACACUUCCAGCGGUGGAGCUUGUGCAGCUGUCAAGACGCAGCCCAUUACCAACCCGCGUCCACUCAUCAAGACCGAGCCAGGGCUCAAAUCCGUUCCCUCCGUGAGAAAACCAGUGCCUGUGAAUAUCCUUGCUUACUGGCCUUCAGCAAUCCGCCCUACAGUGUACGCCAAGUUCUCCAACACCCUCAAUCCCUGGUUCAUCUUCAUGAAGAUUGCGGCAAAUGUUCCGGAGCUCCAGGCUAUUGUUGACAUUGUUGUGCUGGGGCUGGGGUAUACGGUGGAGUUCAGAAACAAACUCUUUGACAAUGCUGUUGACUGUUUAUAUCAGAAGCAAUCCAAAAUUGGUUGUGCCACCCUCGCACACGUUGCGAGCUUCUACUCUGCCCCACCAUAUAAGGACAAUCCUGCUGCCAUUCGGGACCACACCAUCUGGGCACUACAUGCAGAUGGGCCCGGUUUUUGGCAACAUCCAAUGCCGAUGGAGCAAACGCAGCGGUCCUCUCAUGAGAAUCCGCAAUAUCAGAAGCUGAAAGGCUAUCUUUGCUCAGAAUUCAUCAACAGCAUCAUGCAAUUAAUGGUGCAGCGAAUGGCCAGUUCCUACAUUCUGUACUAUGAGCCAAGGGGUGCAGUAGUUCUCGCAAUGAUCGCGGUUGAAAGGGUGUUUGAGAAGUACCGGUUGGGUACUAGCAAUGACACCAUCAUGACCUUCUCAUUCAAGAAUUAUAAGCAAGCCACCGUUGACUAUGGGAAAGCUGUCAGCAACAUCAAGGUGAAUCACUGGCUGGAGUGUUUUAUGGCAUGGGGGUUUGAUAAUGGUUCCAGAGAUGCACCUGCAUCCACUGCCACAUUGGUUGCCAGCAGCUCCCUUCAACAUGCCUGUAGGUUCUUGAUGCCCUCAAGCAGCCCGGCACUGGAAGAGCUGGAUGAGGAUGAGGAUGAGGAUGAGGAUGAGGAAGAAGGUGAUGAGUAG
Messenger RNA from Coniophora puteana RWD-64-598 SS2, 1881 nucleotides. RefSeq lists its product as uncharacterized. Lineage: Eukaryota; Fungi; Basidiomycota; Agaricomycetes; Boletales; Coniophoraceae. The transcript has 10 exons. Bases 1 to 1881 code for a protein of 626 amino acids. The record is from RefSeq and is a predicted model, not a curated record.